Messenger RNA from Puntigrus tetrazona (Sumatra barb), 5144 nucleotides. Its product is annotated as NACHT, LRR and PYD domains-containing protein 3-like. Gene Ontology annotation, biological process: regulation of apoptotic process. Gene Ontology annotation, molecular function: protein binding. The coding region runs from base 285 to 4418 and encodes 1377 amino acids. NCBI's taxonomy places the organism in Eukaryota, Metazoa, Chordata, Actinopteri, Cypriniformes, Cyprinidae. The transcript is spliced from 8 exons. The record is from RefSeq and is a predicted model, not a curated record.
AAUAAUAGCUUUCGAGUCCACGCGAGCAAAACACGCCACCAAAUCCCGAACCAAAGAUGCAAAGACGGAUAAAUGAAGGUCACCACUAAAGUGUGCUUCCCAAAUCCCUGAGAACCAUGGCCUCAGCUUUGGAGAAGCUGAUUUCUAUCCCAGCCGAUUCACACUCGACUGCAAACCAUCCCAGUUCUCCUCAAGGUCCAAUGAUUUCAUUUGAAGCAUUUUGAAAUCAAGAUUGCACCGACCAUCUUUGUUCUACAAGCAAGGUGUGAAGUUAGUUUCUCAUUAUGGAGAAAGAAGUGAGUGGAGCGAGUUCUUCAUCUCCUGAUCACAGCUGUUUGUCUCCGAAGAGUGAUACAGACAAUCCUCCUGACGUCAGGGAGGAUCCAGUGACCUCUGACCCCAGCAGGGUCUGUAGAGGUAAUAAAACUGGCGAUCUGGAUUCUCCUCAACCAGCGAAUGAUGAGCUACAGAGAGUCAAAGAGCAGCACAAAACCAGCAUGAAGAGCAAGUAUGAGAGAUUAUUUGAGGGACUGAAACUCCAGGAGAAUGAAACCCUCCUGAACAGGAUCUACACACAGCUCUACAUCAUAGAUGGAGAGAGAGAAGGAGUGAAUGAAGAACAUGAGGUUUUACAGAUGGAGAAAAAAAACAGGACCCAACACUCACAAGACACUCCAAUCUACUGCAAUGACAUCUUUAAAACCUCACAUGAACCAGGAUGUGAGGAGAAAGACCAGAUCAAGACUGUUCUUACUAAAGGCAUUGCUGGAAUCGGAAAAACCGUCUCUGUGCAGAAGUUCAUUCUGGACUGGGCCGAGGGAAAAGCCAAUCAGGAUGUAGAUUUCAUGUUUGUGCUUCCAUUUCGAGAGCUGAACUUGAUCCGAGAUCAUCAGUACAGUCUUCACAGACUUCUGCUGGACUUUCAUCCUGAACUUCAAGAUCUGGACCCAAAGAUUUAUGAGGAGUGUAAAGUUGUGUUCAUCUUUGAUGGUCUGGAUGAAAGCAGAAUCACACUGAUGUUUUCACAUGAACAUAGGGUUUGUGAUGUGACUAAGACUUCAUCAGUGGGUGAGUUAAUGUCAAAGCUCUUGAAAGGAGAGCUGCUUCCUUCUGCUCUCAUCUGGAUCACCUCCAGACCAGCAGCAGCCAAUCAGAUCCCUCCCGAGUACAUCAACCGUCUGACAGAAAUUCAGGGAUUCACUGAGCCUCAGAAGGAGGAAUAUUUCAGGAAGAGAAUCAGUGACCAGGUUCAAGCCAGUAGAAUCAUCUCACACAUCAGAAGAGCAAGAAGCCUCAACAUCAUGUGCCACAUCCCCGUCUUCUGCUGGAUCUCAUCCACUGUGCUUCAGAAGCUCCUGGAAGAAGAUCUGAGAGCAGAAAUCCCUCAAACUCUGACUGAAAUGUACAUUCACUUUCUGCUGAUUCAGAUCAACAUGAGGAACCAGAAGUAUGAAGAAAGAGAUCCAGAGAAGCUCCUGAAGUCCAACAGAGAAGUGAUUGUGAAACUUGCUGAAGUGGCUUUCAGACAACUGAUGAAGGGCAAUGUGAUGUUCUAUGAAGAGGACCUGAUUGAGAGCGGCAUAGACGUCACUGAUGCCUCUGUGUAUUCUGGGAUUUGCACCGAGAUCUUUAAGGAGGAGUCUGUGAUUCAUAAGAGGAAAGUCUACAGCUUCAUUCAUCUGAGCUUUCAGGAGUUUCUCGCUGGUUUCUAUGUGUUUUACUGCUAUUUAACAAAGAACACAGAGCCAGUGAAGUUCUUUGAGAAAGAUAAACAUGGGACAUACAUACACAUAUCUGAUGAAAACUCUCUGUGUAAGCUGCUAAAAUUAAUAGUAUUAAAAACCCUUGAGAGUAAGAAUGGACACCUGGAUUUGUUCCUGCGGUUUCUGCUGGGCGUCUCACUGGAGUCCAAUCAGAGACUCUUACAGGAUCUACUGCCACACAUUGAGAACAGCUCAGAGACCAUCAGGGAAACCACAGAGUACAUUAAAGAGAAGAUCAAGAUAGAGGAUUAUGCCAUAAAACUCUCAGCUGAAAGAUCCAUCAAUGUGUUCCUCUGUCUGUUGGAAUUGAAAGAUCAGACUCUGUCCAGAGAGCUUCAGGAGUUUGUAAAAUCAGACAAACACUCAAGGGAGAGACUCUCUCCUGCUCACUGCUCAACAAUCGCCUACAUGCUUCAGAUAUCAGAGGAGACACUGGAUGAGCUGGACACCAUGAAAUUCAACACAUCAUAUGAGGGAAGAAGAAGACUGAUUCCAGCUGUGAUCAACUGCAGAAAAGCUCUUUUUGCUGGCUGUAAUCUCACUCUUCAGUGUUGUGAGAGUUUGUCAUCAGCGCUUCAAUCAUCAAACUCUGUCUUAAGAGAGCUGGAUCUGAGUAACAAUGACCUGCAGGACUCUGGUGUAAAGCUUAUUUCUGAUGGACUGAAGAGUGCAAAUUGUCAGCUGCAGAUACUGAGAUUGUCUGGCUGUAUGGUGUCAGAGAAAGGCUGUCAUUAUUUGUCUUCAGCUCUGAGAUUAAACCCCUCACACCUGAUAGAGCUGGAUCUGAGCUACAAUCAUCCAGGACCAUCAGCAGUUCAGCUUCUCAAACACAAACUGCAGGAUCCAAACUGUAAACUGCAGAUACUCAACAUGGAUCAUGGAGGAGGGAUCAGGAUGAGAGCAGGAAUACAAAAAUGGGCCUGUGAUCUCACCCUGGAUCCAAACACAGCAAACACUCAACUCAUUCUGUCUGAUAAGAACAGGAAGAUCACACGUGUGUUUGAGCAUCAAUUAUAUCCUGAUCAUCCAGAGAGAUUUGAUGCGUCUCCUCAGGUUCUGUGUGUCGAGAGCCUGACUGGACGCUGUUACUGGGAGGCCGAAUGGACCGGAGAUUAUGCUGAAAUAUCAGUGUCAUAUAAAGGAAUCAACAGGAAAGGAGUGAGAGACUGUAUGUUUGGAUUCAAUGACAAAUCCUGGAGUUUGUACUGCUGUGAUAACGGAUUCACUGCCUGUCACAAUAACAACAGAACCGAUAUACACAGAGUCCAUUCAUCCUCUAAGAGAGCAGGAGUGUAUUUGGACAUGUCGGCCAGCUCUCUGUCCUUCUACAGCGUGUCUGACACACAAACACUCACACACUUACACACAUUCAGCAUCACAUUCACAGAACCCCUCUACGCUGGAUUUAGAGUUUAUAAUGGUUCCUCAGUGUCUCUGUGUGAUAUCAAACAGCCUGCUGUGAGAAUCAUCAGUGAUACACAAGUUGCCGGGGCCAGUAACCUCAGAUCUUCAGAUCAGAUCUUCCCUCUGCUGAAGUGUCAGUCUUGUGUUCAUGUAGCAGAUCCAGAUCAGUGGGUUGAGAUAGAGCCUUCAGUCUGUACAGGUGAAGGAGUGUCAAAGGUCACAGUCAGCACCCCAGCAGGUCGUUACGAGUGUGUCAGGACCAGGAUGAGAUGGGUCUGUGACCGUGACGUCACUCUUCAGUACCAGACUGUAGACGGUCAGUUCCUCAAAGCAGAGCUGGAGAGACUGCAGUGCAGCCGAAUCGGUCCAGUGAUGGACGUGACGGUGAUCUCAGGGAAACUGGAGGAAGUUCAUCUGCCACAUUAUGUCUGUUUAGGAGAGACAGAGUCUUCCCUUGGAGACGCUGUGAAAGUCCUCAGUAUAAAACAUGACGAAAUAACCGUUGAACCUGUGCAGAACCUGACACGAUUCCAUGCCAAGAUUGUCCAACCAUCCUUCUCCAGGAAAACGUUAAUUGUACCACGUAAAAGGCAGUGGUUUGAACACUGUGAUCUACUUAUGUACAUGCGUUCUAGAGCUUCUUCUGUGUUUGUACACGUGUACCUUUUUCCAUUUAAUGAUAGUGUGAACAAAAGGGUUCAGAGGAAAGAAAACAAUCUGGGAUGUGUUUUGAUCCCGCAUCCCGGACCUAACAGGCCUCUUCGGAUGAAAACACCACACGUUCUUGAUGUUCCUGGUGCCUUAGUCCGUCCAACAAAAGGGAUCACGUUCAGAAGAAAACUAGACCCAAAUUUCUUCAUGUUCAAGCCAAGUCUGGCUAAAAAUCUUCUAAUAAAACUCAUCCGAAAGAAAGACAAGAAGAUCGUCUGGACUACGAUAGUUGAGAUAGAGGAAUUGGAUCCGAUUCCUCCACAGAGAGAAAGGUCAUGUCUGAACAGUCAGGCAGAUAAAGCAAGAUAUUUUGAUAACCACUGGCAAGAUCUCAUUCAGAGAGUUACAAAUGUCAACAUCAUUGCAGAUAAACUUCAUCAGCAGAAAGUAAUUGAUAAAGAACAAUAUUCACAAAUCAUAAGGAGUUUAACCAGUCAGGACGGCAUGAGAAGCAUCUGUGAAAUUAUAUAUAAUCAAAGUGAUCCUGUGAAAGCUUACCUCAUCUCAAUUAUUCAGGAAAAGAACCCUUACUUAUUUUAAACAGUGGUCUAAACUUCUGCAGAGGUUCAUUCUCUAGAAGAUCAAAUAUACUUGCUCAGUAAUGAUAAAAUAUAAGCCUGUAAAUGAUCUGUGUGUGUGUGUGUGCUCAAAAUGUCUUCCAGAAUGUCCCUGUUAACAUGGCAUGUAUUUUAUGUAACUAGUUUACACUUUGUUAUUGAGCUCCACUUCUUUGACAGCAGUUCAAGAAAUAAUCAGUUGCACACUGCCUUUAUAUAUCUCAUAUUUAUCUAUUUUUGAGCUUGCUUUCUUAGAUUGAAUGCCCAGACGGUGGGCAGUCCUUCAGGCCAGCAGAGGGAGCCCUCACCUGACUGUUCUGACUGUCUUCGCUCUCUCUGCUUCCUCUCAAGUGACUUCCCAUAGAUGGGCCAUGCCACUGUUACUGCGGUCUCUACCGAGCGUUUUCAGUUUACAUCUUGUUUUCACAUUCCUUUCAUUGUCUUUAAUUUCAUACUUCAUAUUCCGUCUUGGAUUGUAACCCCGGACUAUUGCGUGUUGUUUUGUGAAUGUUUUGCUGCCUGCCCUGACCAUUGCUUGUUUAAUGUUGUUAUUAUUUUACAUAUCUGCCGUUACAGUCCCACCAGUUCAUGUGGGGUUACGUGUGUUUAAAGCCCCAUUUAAGCUGUAAUUGUUUCUCAUAUGGACAUCUGUGAAAAACACAUUUUACAUACCUCAGUGAUUAAACUCGUGGAUUCUAAUGGCGAUUUA